Messenger RNA from Rhineura floridana, 1823 nucleotides. RefSeq names its product ALG10 alpha-1,2-glucosyltransferase (gene ALG10). Gene Ontology annotation, cellular component: endoplasmic reticulum. Bases 197 to 1612 code for a protein of 471 amino acids. Gene Ontology annotation, biological process: dolichol-linked oligosaccharide biosynthetic process; protein N-linked glycosylation. The record is from RefSeq and is a predicted model, not a curated record. Lineage: Eukaryota; Metazoa; Chordata; Lepidosauria; Squamata; Rhineuridae. The transcript has 3 exons. Gene Ontology annotation, molecular function: dolichyl pyrophosphate Glc2Man9GlcNAc2 alpha-1,2-glucosyltransferase activity.
CUCCCGAAAUACCUCCGAUGUUGCGGCUAAAUGACCACAGCCUCUCCUCACCCGCCCGGAAACAAAAAAGUGGCUUACGCUUACCAACUCGCUCUGUCCUCCUGCUGCUGCGCCGCCGCGGCGGGUGGUUCCGCGUUUACGCAGAGCAAGACAAGAGCAGUUAGGAGUUCCUUGCCGGCGCCGUCACUGCGAGAGUAUGGAGCGCUCCGAAGCCUACUACUUCUCGGCAGCUCUCAGCUGCACCUUCCUCAUCUCCUGCCUGCUAUUUUCGGCGUUCAACCGCCAGCAGCUCUCGCCGUACAUGGACGAGGCCUUCCACGUCCCUCAGGCGCAGGCCUAUUGUGAGAGCCGGUUCAAGCAGUGGGACCCUAUGAUCACUACACUGCCUGGUUUAUACUUGGUGUCAGUUGGAAUUGUGAAACCUGCAGCAUGGCUCUUUGGAUGGUCUGGAAGCAUAGUCUGCUCUACAGGAAUGCUCAGAUUCAUUAAUCUGCUUUUCAGCAUUGGGAACUUCUAUUUACUAUAUUUGCUUUUUUGCAGGAUGCAUCAUAAAAAGGCUGCCUCUGGAUUCCAGAGAAUCCUAUCAACCUUGACGCUAGCAGUAUUUCCAACUCUUCAUUUUUUUACAUUCCUUUACUAUACUGAUACCGGUUCAGUAUUUUUUACUCUCUUUGCAUAUUUAAUGUGUCUUUAUGGCAAUCAUAAAACUUCAGCCCUGCUUGGAUUUUGUGGCUUCAUGUUUCGUCAGACAAACAUUGUAUGGACUGUGUUCUGUGGUGGAAGUGUUGUUGCACAAAAGCUAAAUGAAGCCUGGAAGGCAGAAUUGUUGAAAAACAAAGACCAGAAGAGCUCACCUGCAAAGGGAUCCUUUUCUGAACUAAUCAGAAUCUUCAGAUUUUUCCUUGAGUACCUCAUGUCCCUUAAAAACUUAGCCACUCUUUUUCUUCUGAUAUGGUCAUACAUCAGUAUGGUGAUGGUGUUCUUUAUAUUUGUGGUCCUCAAUGGUGGAAUUGUUGUUGGUGACAGGAGCAGCCACGAAGCCUGUCUGCAUUUCCCUCAGCUCUUCUACUUUUUUUCUUUUACUCUCUUUUUUUCCUUCCCUCAUCUAGUGACCCCUAGCAAAAUUAUCAGUUUUCUCCAUUCUGUGAGGAAGCACUUGUUGCAAUACAGCAUCCUCACCAUCAUCUCUUUGUUCCUUGUCUGGAAGUUUACAUUUGCUCAUAAGUAUUUGCUUGCAGAUAACAGACAUUACACAUUUUAUGUGUGGAGAAAAAUAUUUCAAAGACACGAGCUUGUGAAGUACAUAUUAGUUCCAGUCUAUAUAUUUGCCGGCUGGAGCUUCACAGAUGCACUGAAGUCAAAAUCUCUUUUCUGGAACUUGGUAUAUUUUUUAUGUUUGUUUACAGUUACAGUUUCCCAGAAGCUACUAGAAUUUCGUUACUUCAUUUUGCCAUAUAUCAUUUAUAGGCUGAAUAUUCCUAUGCCAUCACUUUUGAAACUCUUCCUGGAAUUGACUUUUUAUAUUUUGGUGAAUGCAGUAACAUUCCAUUUAUUUUUGAACAAACCAUUUCAGUGGGAAAAUAGUGAGGAAAUCCAGAGGUUUAUGUGGUAGUUUUGAGCGUCCAGGAAGUCUAGAUUCUAGGACCUUUCCCGCAGCAAGUAAGAGACUGGAGAUUUGGAAACUCUACCAAGGAAAACUAAAUAUUCUGGACACUGGUAACUGGAAGUGAAUGUGAAAUCUGAUGCACCGUUUUUGCAGAUAUUGAGCAGACAUUUUUAUAUGGUUAGCAUCCUGGGAACUAAUAAAUACAAGAUCAAAGAAA